AGAGCCUCCAACUGCUUUGAUUUGCUAUCACGUGGUUAGUAAUGCGCGAUCCGAGUCAGUCGAGUCAGUAUCGUUGGGUACAAGAGUAGAAAAUAACCGAACGCGACCAGACAGCUGUGACGUCACCACAGGGGUGACUGCUGCUGCUGUCUCGUAUUCAGUUGUUUAUCAGGUGUUGGGAUUUCGCAGGAGGCGACCGAGCCGUCUGGACCAACAAAAAUACAAAACAAAGUAGAUGCAGUCUCGUACGCGUAGCCGCGCUCUAAUUUGAUGCCCCUAAGCCACAUAUCUGACAUUGCCAAGCAUGUCAGAAUCCUACGAUUACCUCUUCAAGUUUCUAGUCAUCGGCAGUGCUGGCACGGGCAAGUCCUGCCUCCUGCACCAGUUCAUUGAGAACAAGUUCAAGGCGGAGUCCAACCACACGAUUGGAGUGGAGUUUGGAUCCAAGGUGGUGAACGUCGGGGGACGGUCAGUGAAGCUCCAGAUCUGGGACACGGCUGGUCAGGAGCGAUUCAGGUCUGUGACCAGGAGCUACUACCGAGGAGCUGCGGGAGCAUUGCUUGUGUACGACAUCACCAGCCGUGAGACAUACAAUGCGCUGACCAACUGGCUGACGGAUGCGCGCACCCUGGCAAGCCCCAACAUCGUCAUCCUGCUGGUCGGAAACAAGAAGGACCUGGAAGACGACCGAGAGGUCACCUUCCUCGAGGCCAGCCGCUUCGCCCAGGAAAACGAGCUCAUGUUUCUGGAGACCAGUGCCCUGACCGGGGAGAACGUGGAGGAGGCCUUUCUCAAGUGCGCCAAAACGAUACUGGCCAAGAUAGAAUCGGGAGAGCUGGAUCCUGAGCGCAUUGGUUCCGGCAUCCAGUACGGUGAGGCGACCCUGCGGAAGCUGAACCGCACCCAGCAGCAAAGGCGUGCCCCCGCCGAUUGCGCUUGCUGAUUGAACCUAGACCGCCUGGACGUCGGGCUGAGUCCGGCAGGACACCGGCCCAGCGUCGGUCAAGCAUCGGGUCUACGUCGUCGCGAAAUAUCUGCUUCCUCCUCCCUCGGGGACAUACCCUUCCUUUGCGUGUUCUGGUUUCAUCGCUAUCUUUUUUUCGUUGAAGUAAUCCCUUUGUUUGAGCUAGGAUUUUUUUUUUUUGGCAAUGCAGACAAAACGUUGCGAGUAGUGAACGGCUCCCUUUUUUUUUUCUUUUUCAUUUUCAAUCUGCAAACAGUGUCAUGAGAGAAAUCCAAAUUCGUAACAUUUCUUUAACUUUUUUCUUAAAUCCCUGUCAUUUUUUUUUUUUAGGGGGGUAGGCUUUUUGCCUGCAUAUCACGAACACUGGUUUAGGUUGUCUGAAAGAGUUUAUUAAACGGUUGUAACCUUGCAGUCUAGAGUAUUUAGAGCCAAUUCGGCGACUAGCGAGCUGACUCCAAUGCCGCUUCUGGAUCGCGGGAUUGUGCUCGUUGUUGACGUGCGAUGCUGGCCGAUCCCUUGGUUUGAGACGUCCCUCGACGGCAUGCUGAGCAGCGUAAUCCGCUCCUGUCGAUGCACAAUAGCCAAGGACUUCUCAUCUUGCUUUUCAAGAAGAAAAUGCGAGCCUUCGACAUUUUUCUUUUUUGAAUUCCUUCUCAUUUAUAUCGGGGUUGCGGGUGCAAAGCUCCAAUUGCCAUGUGUGUUACUCUGGUCGGCUCUCUCGUUUUUUGUUUUUUUUCGUAACAGCUUUUUCUUUUUCUUUUUUUGUUUAUUUUCGUUGUCUAGUCAUGCCCUUUGUACUUGAACGAGCUUUGGGGCAACCUCCCGCUCCCCUAUUUAUUGUCUCCACGUAACCGAGUUUGUCCGGAACACGGCGAAAGGCCGGCAACAGUGGUUUGCUCGCGUCCAAGAAGUCGCUUUAAAGGCGUUGGCGGAGCCACAAAUAUUUAUUUCUGCAUUUGAAGCUUUUUUAAAAAUUUUCUGUAUCGCUCAGAAGCAUUUGCACUUCCCACAGUUUUUUUCAGCCCUCAAUGCAACAUGCUUCAGGCAAUGAGAGAAAAAGAAAAAAGAAAGAAGCCCACAAAAGUUUGUUUUUAACAUUCCACCUAAUGUUUGGUUCAUAUUUCCAUCGAGCGCCUUAAAAUUCUUUGCGCCCUUUGGAACAAAGUACAUGCAUCGCAAUACUUUCUCGUGUUUUUGCACAGUGUAGUUGGACGUGCCGUAAAUAUGUCAAUCGAGAAAACCCCACCCUUUGGAGACUUGUUGCCUUUCUCAAGUUAACACGCUAACUUGAACACCUCUCGUAGUAACUACUAGUUGUCCGUCUGGGAGGAGUGCAGUUUCCUUAGGGGAAUAAAAUAUACUGAUUUAACGCCGUCGUUUUUUUUAGGCCCGUUUUUGUUUUUAUGAUCUUUGUUUGUCCUAGGAAUAAAUUCAUGUAACAGCAUUUGCACCUUGUCGGGAUGUUUGUAAAGCAACGUUUGGGAGUUUGGAUUUUUGGUUGUGAUGACUAAUUGCUGUUUUUUUUUUGCUGCGAUUUGAACCUUGCGGGGUUUUUUCCUUUUACCUUCCACUGUGCUUUUUGGAUGUUUUCGUGAGGCAGAGCUCCUUUUUUUACGAUCUGGUAUGUUUGCUCCCUGCUGUAUAUUGGUACUUGGGUACAAGCGAGUCAGUGAUUGUUAAUUGUUCUCAUCCUGUUUUUAAGCAUCUAUAUAUAUAUAUAAAUAUUAAGAUAUAGUCGAAGCUGCAGCUGAUGUUCUGUAUAUAAGAUCUAUCUUUUAAUAAAGCAAUUUAGCAGUUCA
Messenger RNA from Ixodes scapularis (black-legged tick), 2763 nucleotides. It is a transcript of the gene Rab4, whose product is annotated as ras-related protein Rab-4B. Gene Ontology annotation, biological process: Rab protein signal transduction; regulation of endocytosis. Gene Ontology annotation, cellular component: endosome. The record is from RefSeq and is a predicted model, not a curated record. Gene Ontology annotation, molecular function: GTPase activity; GTP binding. The transcript has 7 exons. Bases 305 to 943 code for a protein of 212 amino acids. Lineage: Eukaryota; Metazoa; Arthropoda; Arachnida; Ixodida; Ixodidae.